Molecule: messenger RNA, 3409 nt
Organism: Leucoraja erinaceus (little skate)
Lineage: Eukaryota; Metazoa; Chordata; Chondrichthyes; Rajiformes; Rajidae
Product: mucin-16-like
Exons: 28
Coding region: 331-2964 (877 amino acids)
Source: RefSeq, a predicted model, not a curated record
AAGUUCAACCUAUAUUUCUCUGUUUGUUUUCAGAUUUCAAUGUACAGCACAAUGUCAAUGGUGAGUUUGUAUCAAAUGCAUGAAAUAAUUGUCUUUAGCUACAUUUGUUCUUCUCCAUCUGUUGCUUAAACUCUGUAGAAAUCCAGUACUGGGAAACAGUUUUUAAACUAUUUGAAAAUCGUGGUUCUCACAACAUGCUAAAUUGCUUACUCUAUUUCCACAGUCCCAGUUCCAACCGAGGUAACAAAUCCCAUUGAAUACAACGUGACUUUCGUUGUUGACAAUCUGUCUAUUGAAGAAAUUCAAGCAAACCCUUCAGAAACAGCAACCAUGAUUGCAAAUGAGCUCACCGAACUGUUCGAAAAUAGCAAUAUCAAUGCUACAUUCUUGACAUGUGUUGUGGAAUCCUUCAGAGAGGAAAUGGUUCACAGCACCAGAGUGACAGCUAAUUGUUCAUUCCAAAAUGUGUCCACCAUGGAACCCAUCAACCGAGAAGUUGUUUAUGCUGAAUUUAGCGAGAUGACUGAUGGCAUUUUCUCACUGGGUUCAUACGAACUGCAAAGCAACAGCCUCUAUGUAGACGAUUUCACUGUACAGCACAAUGUCAAUGAGCCACAAAUUGUUCCUGAACAAAAUAAUCCAAACAAUCAAGAGAAUCCAGUUCCAGUUCCAAUCGAGGUAAUAAAUCCCAUUGAGUACAACGUGACAUUCAUUCUUGACAGUCUGUCUAUUGAAGAAAUUCAAGCAAACCCUUCAGAUACAGCAACCAUGAUUGCAGCUGAGCUCACGGACCUGUUCAACAACAGCAGUAUCAAUGCAACAUUUUUAAAGUGUGUUGUGGAAUCAUUCAGUGAGGUAAUGGUUCACAGCACCAGAGUGACAGCUAAUUGUUUAUUCCAAAACGUGUCCACCAUGGAACCCAUCAGGCGUGAAGAUGUUUACGAUGUAUUUAAAGAGAAGACCAUUAACAGUUCCUCACUGGGUCCAUACGCGCUGCAACGCUACAGCCUCUAUGUAGAUGGUUACACUGUGCAGCCCAUCGCCACGGUUCCAGCUCCAAUCGACUUAACAAAUGACAUUAAUUACAAUGUGACGUUCACUGUUAGUCUGCCAAUUGAAGAAAUUCAAAGAAACCCUUCAGAAACAGCAACCAUCAUUGCAGCUGAGAUCAUAGACCUGUUCGAAAACAGCAUAAUCAAUGCAACAUUUUUAACAUGUGUUGUAGAAUCAUUCAGCGAGAAAAUGGUUAACAACACCAGAGUGACAGCUAAUUGUUCAUUCCAAAACGUGUCCACCAUGGAACCCAUCAACCGAGAAAAGGUUUAUGAUGUAUUUAACGAGAAGACCGAUGACAUUUCCUCACUGGGGCCACACUUACUGCAAAGCUACAGCCUCUAUGUAAACGGAUACACAGUGCAGCCCAUCGCCACGGUUCCAGCUCCAAUCGACUUAACAAAUGACAUUAAUUACAACGUGACGUUCACUGUUAGUCUGCCAAUUGAAGAAAUUCAAAGAAACCCUUCAGAAACAGCAACCAUCAUUGCAGCUGAGAUCAUAGACCUGUUCGAAAACAGCAUAAUCAAUGCAACAUUCUUAACAUGUGUUGUAAAAUCAUUCAGCGGGGAAAUGGUUAACAACACCAGAGUGACAGCUAAUUGUUCAUUCCAAAACGUGUCCACCAUGGAACCCGUCAACCGAGAAAAGGUUUAUGACGUAUUUAGCGAGAAGACCGAUGACAUUUCCUCACUGGGGCCACACUUACUGCAAAGCUACAGCCUCUAUGUAAACGGUUACACUGUGCAGCCCAUCGCCACGGUUCCAGCUCCAAUCGACUUAACAAAUGACAUUAAUUACAACGUGACGUUCACUGUUAGUCUGCCAAUUGAAGAAAUUCAAAGAAACCCUUCAGAAACAGCAACCAUCAUUGCAGCUGAGAUCAUAGACCUGUUCGAAAACAGCAUAAUCAAUGCAACAUUCUUAACAUGUGUUGUAAAAUCAUUCAGCGAGGAAAUGGUUAACAACACCAGAGUGACAGCUAAUUGUUCAUUCCAAAACGUGUCCACCAUGGAACCCGUCAACCGAGAAAAGGUUUAUGAUGUAUUUAGCGAGAAGACCGAUGACAUUUCCUCACUGGGGCCACACUUACUGCAAAGCUACAGCCUCUAUGUAAACGGUUACACAGUGCAGCCCAUCGCCACGGUUCCAGCUCCAAUCGACUUAACAAAUGACAUUAAUUACAACGUGACGUUCACUGUUAGUCUGCCAAUUGAAGAAAUUCAAAGAAACCCUUCAGAAACAGCAACCAUCAUUGCAGCUGAGAUCAUAGACCUGUUCGAAAACAGCAUAAUCAAUGCAACAUUCUUAACAUGUGUUGUAAAAUCAUUCAGCGAGGAAAUGGUUAACAACACCAGAGUGACAGCUAAUUGUUCAUUCCAAAACGUGUCCACCAUGGAACCCAUCAACCGAGAAAAGGUUUAUGAUGUAUUUAACGAGAAGACCGAUGACAUUUCCUCACUGGGGCCACACUUACUGCAAAGCUACAGCCUCUAUGUAAACGGAUACACUGUGCAGCCCAUCGCCACGGUUCCAGCUCCAAUCGACUUAACAAAUGACAUUAAUUACAACGUGACGUUCACUGUUAGUCUGCCAAUUGAAGAAAUUCAAAGAAACCCUUCAGAAACAGCAACCAUCAUUGCAGCUGAGAUCAUAGACCUGUUCGAAAACAGCAUAAUCAAUGCAACAUUCUUAACAUGUGUUGUAAAAUCAUUCAGCGAGGAAAUGGUUAACAACACCAGAGUGACAGCUAAUUGUUCAUUCCAAAACGUGUCCACCAUGGAACCCAUCAACCGAGAAAAGGUUUAUGAUGUAUUUAACGAGAAGACCGAUGACAUUUCCUCACUGGGGCCACACUUACUGCAAAGCUACAGCCUCUAUGUAAAUGGUACAUAUCAAAAUAUUCUUUGAUGUUUCUCUACAUAUUGUACUUGUGCAAUCUACGCUAACUAUUGAUUUAUAGUAACGGUUUUUGGUAUUUACAUAUUUAGAUCAGGGACAACUAGGUAUUGUAGUUUUGCAAAGAGGACCAGAGGACAUGGGUUUAAGGUGAAAAAAUGGAAUAGGAAUCUGAGGUGUCAAAUUUUCACACAAAGGGUGGUGAGUGUAUGGAACGAGCUGACAGAAGAGGUUGAUGAACCAGGGACUAUCGCAACAUUUAAAACAAAGUUUGACAGGUACGUGGAUAGGACUGGUUUGGAGGUGUAUGGAUCAAACACAGGCAGGUGGGACAAUAUUAGCUAGGACAUUGACUGGUGCACACAAAUAGGGCCUUAUUCCACGCAGUAUGCCUCUAUGAUUCUAAAGCAUCCUCAUUUAUAGGAGGUGUGAAAUAGGUGUGAAUCCAGGUGGUGUA